Molecule: messenger RNA, 1740 nt
Organism: Aaosphaeria arxii CBS 175.79
Lineage: Eukaryota; Fungi; Ascomycota; Dothideomycetes; Pleosporales
Product: putative NADH-ubiquinone oxidoreductase, subunit F
Exons: 3
Coding region: 89-1609 (506 amino acids)
Molecular function (GO): 4 iron, 4 sulfur cluster binding; NAD binding; FMN binding
Source: RefSeq, a predicted model, not a curated record
CCUCCACCUACUACGACGCUCGACAACACCCGUUCACAAGCCCACCCGAGCGUCAAUUGCGCGUCUCAUCGUCGACAUCGCUUUCAAUAUGCUCGCUCGGCAUGCUCCCGCCCCGCAGGCGCUGAGCGCCGUCACGCAUCGAGCUCUGCCAGCAGCUGCUGUAGCUUCACGCCUUUCGUCCGCCACCGCCCCGAACCGAACACAGCGAAGGACUCUCGCAACAGUCCAGGACUCGACACCAGUGAGGACCUACGGCGGAUUGAAGGAUCAAGACAGGAUCUUCCAGAACUUGUACGGCCAUCAUGGUGCGGAUCUGAAGAGCGCCAUGAAGUAUGGCGAUUGGCACAAAACCAAGGAAAUCAUUUUGAAGGGCCACGACUGGAUUAUCUCUGAGAUCAAGGCUUCUGGUCUUCGUGGCCGAGGCGGUGCAGGUUUCCCCUCCGGUUUGAAAUGGUCGUUCAUGAACUUCAAAGACUGGGACAAGGACGACAAACCCCGUUACCUCGUUGUCAACGCUGAUGAGGGUGAGCCCGGAACUUGCAAGGAUCGUGAGAUUAUGCGCAAAGACCCACACAAAUUGAUCGAGGGCUGUCUUGUCGCUGGACGUGCCAUGAACGCUACCGCUGCCUAUAUCUAUAUCCGAGGAGAGUUCUAUCACGAGGCCACCGUCCUUCAGCGUGCUAUUCAGGAAGCCUACCAGGCAGGUUUGAUUGGCAAGAACGCUUGCGGAUCCGGUUACGAUUUCGACGUCUACGUGCACCGCGGCAUGGGCGCCUACGUUUGUGGAGAGGAGACUUCUCUCAUUGAAUCUCUCGAAGGCAAGCCCGGCAAGCCUCGUCUGAAGCCUCCGUUCCCUGCUGCCGUCGGUCUCUUUGGAUGCCCAUCUACCGUCGCCAACGUCGAGACGAUUGCUGUCGCCCCCACUAUCUGUCGACGAGGUGGUAGCUGGUUUGCAGGCUUUGGACGUGAGCGCAACCAGGGCACCAAGCUUUUCUGCAUUUCAGGACAUGUCAACAACCCCUGCACAGUUGAGGAGGAGAUGAGCAUUCCCCUUCGUGAGUUGAUUGACAAGCACUGUGGUGGUGUCCGCGGCGGUUGGGACAAUUUGAAAGCCGUCAUUCCUGGUGGCUCGUCGACCCCCAUUCUGCCUGCACAUAUCUGCAAUGACCAGCUCAUGGACUUCGAUGCCCUCAAGGACUCGCAGUCAGGUCUGGGAACCGCCGCCGUCAUCGUUAUGGACAAGUCCACGGACGUUGUCCGUGCUAUUACUCGACUUGCCAAGUUCUACCACCACGAGUCCUGCGGCCAAUGUACACCAUGCCGUGAAGGCUCAAAAUGGACCCACCAGAUCAUGGAUCGCUUCAUGACUGGACAAGCAAGGGAGCGUGAGAUUGAUAUGCUUCAGGAGCUGACCAAGCAGGUCGAAGGCCACACCAUCUGUGCGCUGGGUGAGGCUUUCGCCUGGCCAUUGCAAGGUUUGAUCAGGCAUUUCAGGCCCGAGUUGGAGGCUAGGAUCAAGGAUUAUUCAGCAAAGAAUGGACCGGCAUUAGCAGGAGGAUGGGCACACGAUGCAAGCAAGAAGGGGCUCCUGAUCUCACCAGGCCAAUAGAGACUGGUUGACACGAGCAAUAUUGUAUAAGAAUUUCUUUACGUUUUCUGUUCUUGGUUGUCAAAUGCCCUGAGUUGUGCAUAGUAUAUUAGUGCAUGAGACUUCUUUGAAAACUUUUAAAUUGCUUUGUG